Chanos chanos (milkfish) is the source of this 1548-nucleotide messenger RNA. It is a transcript of the gene cfap53, whose product is annotated as cilia and flagella associated protein 53. The transcript is spliced from 8 exons. The coding region runs from base 1 to 1548 and encodes 515 amino acids. The record is from RefSeq and is a predicted model, not a curated record. Lineage: Eukaryota; Metazoa; Chordata; Actinopteri; Gonorynchiformes; Chanidae.
AUGUUAGUUGGUCACAGAAGCAAAGUACGAUGUCGAGAAUUCACAGGACCAACACCACAUUCAGUCGCGGUGAGAGCAAGGUUUCCGUCGGCAAGACCAGCUGAUUACCUUAUUGAGGAGAGACGGAAACAGGAGGGGGCACGCGAUAAAGUGCUGGAGUAUACCAAGGAUCAAAGUACUUGCGAUCUGAGGAUGCUGUGGGAAAGGAACACUGAUCGCCGCAUUGUGUCUGGCACUAUUGAGAGGCGACUCCAUGAAGCCAUGGAGCAAUACCAGAUGAGCAUUGAUGAGCGGAGGGAGAGAUUGCGUGACCUCCUGGAAGAGGAAGAGAGAGAACUCCUCAGAGAGCUUGAGUCCAAAACAGAGACUGUGCUUGAGAGACAAGCUAGGAUGCGAGAGAGAGCCAAGUCCCUGCGAGAGAGAAGAGAGAGUGACAGGCAGAAAGUCGCUGCUGAGAAGCUUGAACAGCUCUUCAGAGAGCAGAGCGAAGAGCUGCGGGCUGCCCUGACACGUCAAAGGCAGGACGAAGUCUGCACCGAGCGAGCGGCUCAGAUCCGGACGCGGGAGGAAGCCCGACGCUUACGACAGGAGGAGGACAAACUCUUCGCCCAGCUUUGGGAAAUGGACCGCCAGGCCAAAGAGGAGCGUGAGACGCAGGAGGUCCAGCGUCAACUGGAGAACAACCAUCAGCAACUGGAUUUCCUGCGAGCUCAGAUGGAGGCCGCAGAGCGGCAGAGGAGGCAGGCGAAACAGCUGAAAGAAGAAGAGGCUCAGCUUCUGAGAGAGCAGAGGGAGACGCAGCGUUUGGAGGAAGAGCGAGAGCAGAAGCAGAGGCUGCUGCGUCAGGAGAGCCGACGUAAGCAGCUGGACCGUUCCCUGCGGCUGAAAAUGAAACGCUUAGCCCGGGAGCAGCAGGACGAAUUGGCUCUGGAUAUGAGCAUCCUGGAACAGCUGCUCGCAGAAGAGAAAGAUGAGAAACAAGGCGAGGCUCAAAGGAAGUUGGAAUUACGAGAGGAGCAGCGCAAGUACCGUCAGUAUCUGGCAGAGCAGCUGGAGGAGCAGAGACGCCAGGAGGCGGAGACCGAGCGGAUGAUAGAGGCGGACCUACAGCAGGUUUUGGCUCGCAAGGCUGAACAGUGGGCCAGGGAGAAGGCAGCGAGAGACAGGCUCAUGAAAGAUGUACUGGACACUCGACGCUUACAGAUCCAGGAAAAGUUGAACCUGAACAUUCAAAAGCAAGCUGAACUGGCUAAGGAGAGAGAGGAGUUUAGCAGAAUCGUCCAGGAGAACAAAUUACUGGAGGAAGAGGAGAGUACUCGGCAAAAGGAAGCCUGUCAGAAAUAUCAGGCCGACCUUUUGGCUCAGAUGAUGCACCAACAGCAGCUACGUGAAGCAGAACAAAGUGAAAGAGAGCUGGAAUUCCAGAUGGGCCUUGCCUACCAGCAACAGUAUAGCAAAAAAAUGCAGGAUAUCCUCUCCAGGCCUACGUCCGACACUGCAGCUGUGCAUCCCUUCAGAAGAAGGGGUCGUAAUCACCUUGGGUAUUAG